AUGCAACAGAAUUUUGGAGACCAACUGAAUUAUAGGCCUCAAAUGGCAUGGCAAAGGAACCUUGUAAACUCACUGGUCACACAAAACUAUGGCCCUGAGUCUAACUGCUGCUUCUCUAUACCCAAACCCUUCUUUCUCUUCUCCUUCUUGUUCUUCUAGUCCUUGUUCAUUUCUAAACCCAAAGCACAGACCCCCUCUCAAGCCUUACCCUUAUCCAUCUUCUUUCAGAACACCUGCUGCUCAGUCUGAGGGAGCUGAGAGUUGGAUUAAAGAGGAAGACCGUUCUGCUUCUUCAUCUGGAUCUUCAUCAUCUGCUCAAACACGUCUGGAUCUUUUGGAGCAACUUACCUCAACUAGCUCAUCAGUUGACGGAGGUUAUGAGAGUGAUGCUAGCUCCCGAAAACUUACUAUCCGUGAGCAACUAGCACAGUUGUUUGGGGAUAGAGAUGAUGAUUUCACAAUUCCACUGGGUAAAAAGUUCAAAAAGGUGAGUCCCAAGGUUUUAACUAUAUCACAGAAGCGGAAUAUCAGAAGACAGGCUUACUUAAAUGAAGUAUCUCAGAGGAAUGAUUCAACUUUCUUUGCCACCAUUGGAGCAUUUGUACUUGUUCCACCUCUUGUAAUAUUAGGAAUUGCUAUAGCAACAGGCUAUGUGCAGCUAAGUUUCCUUAAUUAAUUUGGAGAUGCAGUGCUUCAUAAGUUCAUAUAUUUCCUCUCUUUCCCUUUUAUAUUAAUUUGGUCAGUUGCAGUGGCUUUACUUUCUAGUAAGGUGGUUUGACCUGUUGAUAAUAACUUUAGUAUCAUUCAUGCACCCUUUCUAAGAGCUCAGGAUGUUCUCUCUUACAACAUUGCAGCUUAAAACUGUACUUUACGUAACUGUAUCUGGUUUCUGUUAAGUUUAGUUAGCUUCAGCAGUGAGCUGUGCAUGAAAUCAAAACUAUUUCAUUUUGGCCA
Molecule: messenger RNA, 954 nt
Organism: Rosa rugosa (rugosa rose)
Lineage: Eukaryota; Viridiplantae; Streptophyta; Magnoliopsida; Rosales; Rosaceae
Exons: 3
Coding region: 89-676 (195 amino acids)
Cellular component (GO): chloroplast
Source: RefSeq, a predicted model, not a curated record